Molecule: messenger RNA, 4423 nt
Organism: Polypterus senegalus (gray bichir)
Lineage: Eukaryota; Metazoa; Chordata; Cladistia; Polypteriformes; Polypteridae
Gene: rab11fip3
Product: RAB11 family interacting protein 3 (class II)
Exons: 15
Coding region: 715-3396 (893 amino acids)
Biological process (GO): regulation of cytokinesis; endocytic recycling
Cellular component (GO): cleavage furrow; recycling endosome membrane; midbody
Molecular function (GO): calcium ion binding
Source: RefSeq, a predicted model, not a curated record
ACUGCGGUGUGCUCGUGGCGCGUGCGCGCCUGUGACGUCAGCCUGCUCUGCGGCGCCGCUCUGUUCUGCUCUUCUGUUCUUCUCCGCUGCGCUGAUUUUUUCUUCUUCUUCUUCUUCUUGUUCGUGGAUGGAGGACGCGCUUUCGGCCUCUCAUCGUUUGAUUUGGUAAAGCAAGCAUCAAAGCGCCCGCCGCUGGCAGGUGGGCCGCAGCGCAGAUGGACCCCUCGGCCGAAUAAACGAUGAAUCACGAACAGGUGGAGCCCGUGCGGCCGGGGCGUCAAGGGACGGCGUGAUCGAAGAGGCGCCCCUCCUGCCGGACCUGAGUGUGACGAAGCGGCGGUGGCCGGGAUGCUCCAGCGCGGGGACACCAUCCGGACGUGAGCGUCGCCCCCUCAGCAGCAGCAGCAGCAGCAGCACCACCACCACCACCGCGGCCUUGUGUGCGGCCGGCUCGAGUGACGAGGCCCGCGGAGCGCCGGCUGCCGGCGAGUCCGCCCGGGAGGGACUAGGGCCCGGGCGGGCCGAUGCGACGGGACGCGAAGCACCGGUGGCUCGCAGGAAGCUGUGGCGGAGAAGCCUCGCCGGCCGUGGCUGCCGGAGACCGAGCGUGAGCCUCGGCGCGCGUCACGAUGAGCUAACCGCCGCCCUCGACGCCGCCUCGCUUUUCUCUCCGACUCUUCGCCUCAAAGCCGGACCCCCGGCGGACGAGCGGCCAUGGAGCAGAUGCUGCUGUCCAGCCCCACUGGCCGUUCGGACUGGGACCUAGACAAGAAGAUGGGGGAGCUGGGCUUCAUCCUGCUGGAGGCCGACAAGGGCCCCGGUUUGCCCCCGGUGAGGGGCGAGCGGACCAAAGCCGCCUUGGACUUCAUGUCCGGUGACAAAGAGCUGGUGUCCUUGAACCUGGGGGGCUUCUUCAGGAGCUCCCGGUACCCGACCGUGAACGAACUGCUGGCCUGGGACAACGGCCUGGACUACCCGGUGCUGCAGUGGGAAGGCAAGGCCAGCCCGGACGACCCCCAGGGCCCGGCGGUGCUCGUGCUCCAGGACGGCGACAUCGGGGGGCACGGAGCCCCCGCGUCUGCAGAGCUCGACGCGCGCUCUGCGCUGUCACCCGAUCCGCCCUUACGUGAGGAGUCCCACGGGGCAGCGUCACCUGAGACAGUCGGCCGGGUUUCACUCCCGCUGGAUGACAUCAUGCCAGGUAGCCGUGGCCAGGAGGGCUCGGCGCAGGGUCCGGAAGACCAGGAUCUGCCGCCGUCUUCCCCCUUGGAAGGAGAGCCGUGCCAGUCCAGCGGUGGCGCCGCCGCCUGGGCGGACUUUGAGCCGACUGCUCAGACGACCACUUCUCUUAGUCGGCGUGCCAGCCCAUCCUCGCUGGAACGAGGGGCUUCACCCGGUUCAAAUGUGGCUAUGGAGGACCUCGCUUCAGAACGGGAGUCCUGGGACGGCGCCCCCCGGGACGUGCUCGACUGGUUAGGUGACGCCGACCGCUUGGACCAGAGAACGCUGCACGUGCCCGUUGGCGAGGAGUGGGCACUGCCCCCGGAGGAGUCCCGUCUUGGGGCCGCGGGGGGCGCCGAGGUGGACGAGCUCAGUGCCCUCAGGGCCGUGUUUGACAUGCUGGACCAGGACAAGGAUGGCUUUGUGCGGACCGAGGAGUUUGUGCAGUUUGCCACCGUCUACGGCGCGGAGCAGGUCAAAGACUUGACUCGAUUCCUGGACCCCACCGGCCUCGGGGUCAUCAGCUUUGAAGAUUUCUUCAGAGGAAUUGCGGCCAUCAACAAUGGAGGUGCCGACGGCCAACCUUUCGAGACAAGGGUCUAUGGAGGAGCGGUGGAGAGUGCCAGCUGCCCUGAGGAGUUUGAGGAUUUCACUGCUUUGGAGCAGAACGAGGUGACAGACAGCGCCUACCUGGGCUCGGAGAGCACCUACAGCGAGUGCGAGACGUUCACUGACGAGGACACGGGCACACUGGUGCACCAGGAGCUGCACGAGGAGGUGGAGACGGACAGCGCCAUCGACGCGGCGCUCCACUAUGGCGACGACUCGGCCAGCGGGUCCCAUUGUCACCGGCUGUCUUUGGACUCGGAGCUGAACAGCCACUCCCUGGUGACCGUCAUCGGCCAGGAGGAGGAGCACUUUGAGGACUUUGGUGAGGGCAUUGAGACCGAACUCCUGCCUGAUGGUCCUGCCAGCUCCGAAGACGAUGCCAGUGUGAACUCCCCUCUAGAGAGCACCGCCUUACACUCCCCCAGCGCCGACUCUUUCCCUUCCGGUUUGCACGACUUCCUCCGGGAGGAGCUGCUCGACUUUUUCUGCAGUCAGUGCCACAAGCAGAUUAACCGACUCGAGGACCUGUCUGCCCGCCUCAAUUACCUUGAGAUGAAUAGUGCAAGCAAGCGACUCUCCAGCAAGAAGGUGGCAAGGCAUCUCCGGCAGACGAGCGCCUUCUGUGCCGACAGCAUGGAGGACGUGUCCAGGGACAUCGCCGACUUUGCUGAGACGGACAUCGCCGAUAAGGUGGUCCUACUGGAGAAGCGACUCAUGGAGUUGGAGAAGGACGCGACUGCCAGCGGAGAGCAGCACACCCGCCUGCGACAUGAGAACCUCCAGGUGGUGCACAGAGCCAACGCCCUGGAGGAGCAGCUGAAGGAGCAGGAGAUGCGGGCAGAGGAGGCCCUGCUGCUGGAGAUUCGCAGGCACAAGGAGGCGCUCUGCAAGGUGGAGAGGGAACGUGGCAUUGAGAUUGAGAACCUGCAGGCCAGGCUGCAGCAGCUGGACGAGGAGAACAGUGAACUGCGCUCGUGUCUGCCCUGCCUGCGCGCCAACAUAGAGCGGCUGGAGGAGGAGAAGCGGAAGCUUCAGGACCUGAUGGAGGACACCACCAUUCACCUGAAUGAAGAGCUGGAGAGCCGGCGCAAGCUGAGUGAUAAGCUGGCAUUCGACAGACACAAGAAUCAGAAGGAGAAGGAGUCCACGCAGGAGCUUAUCGAAGACCUGCGGAAGCAGCUGGAGCACCUGCAGCUCUACAAGCUGGAGGCCGAGGCCAGGAGGGGGCGCUCUGCCAGCGCGGGGCUUCAGGAGUACAACAGCAGGACCCGCGAGGCCGAGCUGGAGCAGGAGGUGCGCCGCCUCAAACAGGACAACCGAAACCUGAAGGAGCAGAACGACGAGCUCAACGGGCAGAUCAUCAACCUGAGCAUCCAGGGUGCCAAGAACCUGUUUGCUGCCUCCUUCUCAGAGUCCCUGGCAGCCGAGAUCAGCUCGGUGUCCCGCGAUGAGCUCAUGGAGGCGAUUCACAAGCAGAAGGAGAUCAACUACCGGCUGCAGGAUUACAUCGACCGCAUCAUCGUGGCCAUCAUGGAGUCGAACCCCUCCAUCCUGGAGGUAAAGUAACGCUCGGGCACCAGUGCACCCGACGUGGUGCCCCAGUUGGCACAAGGAUUGUGGCCUUAGCUUGUCCAGAAACCCUGGGCAAAGUGUGGCCAGAAGACACAUGAAGACAUUGGACGGUGACCUUUGUACAUAGUAUUUGAUGUUCUCACCUGGGCAUGGUGCCCAGUGGUCCCUGUGACAUCCUGGCAUCACUUGGUGCACCUAAAGGAGGAGGGACCUUGGCUUGGACCCCAGGCCUGAGGGUGGCCAGCAGGCAACCUGUAUAUGAGUGCUUGGCACAGGCAGUGCUGUAAGGCGGGCCCAAAAUUGACUUCUUGUUGUUCUUUCCUUGCCUGCUGAUGCCACAUCAGUGCUGGGCAGCACACGACCGGCCACACCAGUCUGAGUUGCAUUUCUGGCUAUUGAAUUUCUGAUGGGCACUCGCUUUGGAGCACAAGGCCCUCUCACUGACCGCACUGGACAUUCUCCUCCUCUGUACACUGGCACAAGCUGGCACAAAUGACAUGGCCAGAAAGGUGACUUGGACCUGCUCCCCAGAGGGGCACAAAUGAAGGAAGGAGCGGCUCUGCUGGCAUUGAACGCUCAUGUCUUAGUGGCCGGACACGUUGGUGUGAUGGCACUGGUGCCCGUGGCCCUGCGGUGCCCUCGAGCGGCGUGCCCUCGGCUUUGGCUGUAAAUGUGCUGUACAUUUUGGACUUGGACUGUUUUUCUAUCUCGUAGUUAUUUUUCUAGCAUCAAAGAAACGUUUUCAUUGUCUGGAGGGGCACGACCCUUGGAUGCCCGCUGUUUGCCUCCAGCUUUCUGCUUCGCUUUUAAGGUGGGGUGGGCAGCUGAAGAAAAUGAAAUGAAGGAAAGUGACUGUGGGGGAGCUGAGAUGGGGGACCCCUCGCUGACCCUCCACUGUCGCCCCCUGCAGAGGACCCCCGCUGUAUUUAUUGUAUGUUAAGAGAAUGAGACGGCGCCCCCUGCUGUCGGGCACUGUGUACUCUGAUGAGGUUUCAAAUGUAUCACCUGUCGAGAGGACGAG